This is a messenger RNA of Corythoichthys intestinalis (scribbled pipefish), 2943 nucleotides long. Its product is annotated as inter-alpha-trypsin inhibitor heavy chain H3-like. NCBI's taxonomy places the organism in Eukaryota, Metazoa, Chordata, Actinopteri, Syngnathiformes, Syngnathidae. Bases 38 to 2839 code for a protein of 933 amino acids. The record is from RefSeq and is a predicted model, not a curated record. The transcript has 28 exons.
UUUAAAAGGCCACUUUAGGAGUCCUGGCUUCACUUUGAUGAGCGUCACGAUGAAGAGAACUGUGCUGUAUAUCAGCAUCUUUGGGCUGCUUCUGGCUUUUGGUACCACUCAAACCAAGGAUGAUUGGGAGAUCUACAGCUUUCACAUCAACUCCACAGUGACCAGCCGUUACGCUACCACCGUCAUCAACAGUCGUGUGGCCAAUCGUAAAGACGAGUCCAAAGAAAUAGAAUUCCACGUCCGAAUUCCCAAGAAUGCCUUCAUCACCAAAUUCAGAAUGUUUAUGGAGGGCCAGGUGUACGAUGGUGUCGUGAAGGCUAAAGAAGAAGCUAAAAAACAGUACACUGAGGCUGUAUCCCGUGGAGAGAGCGCUGGCAUAGUCAGUUCAGUUGGGAGGACUCUCGAGGAGUUCAAGACCUCAGUGACUGUAGCCGCUCACAAAAAGGUGACCUUUGAGCUCACGUACGAGGAACUACUCAAACGCACACUGGGCAAGUAUGAGCUGCAGAUACAUGCUCGCCCCAUGCAGCCUGUCAAAGACUUCAAGGUGGGUGUGCAUAUAGACGAAAAAGCAGGAAUCAGUUUCAUCGAUGUUAAAGGAGGACUUAGCACCGGCGUGCUUGCAAAUGCCAUCACCAAAACGCAUGUAGACAAACAGGCCUCGAUCUCUUUCAACCCCUCAGUGGACCAACAGAAAACAUGUGAGAGCUGUGGAGAAGCGGGUAUGAAUGGAGAUCUUGUAAUAGUUUAUGAUGUCAACAGAAGCAGGUCACUGGGGGACAUAGAGACAUCAAAUGGGUAUUUUGUACAUCACUUUGCUCCAUCACAACUUCCCCGCAUUCCGAAAAAUGUUGUCUUUCUCAUUGACAAAAGCGGUUCCAUGCAUGGCAAGAAAAUAGAACAGACUCGUACAGCAUUAAUCCAUAUCCUGAAUGACCUUGCGGAGGAUGACUUCUUUGGUCUCAUCACUUUUGACCACAGCUUGGCUUACUGGAAGCGAGAACUUGUUCAGGCAAACUCCCAAAAUGUGGAUCAAGCCAAACAAUUUGCACAGAAUAUCAUGGAUAGAGGAGGUACAAAUAUUAAUGAUGCCUUGUUGGAUGGAUCACGUAUGCUAAAUGACAACCCCAGGAAAGGUUCAGCUUCUAUCCUCAUACUCCUCACUGAUGGAGACCCAACCUCAGGUGUGACCAAUCCCGAAGAAAUACAAUCAAAUGUGAUGGAGGCCAUUCAAGACAAAUUCCCACUCUACUGUCUUGGUUUUGGUUUUGACGUCAAUUUUAAAUUCCUGAAGAAGCUGUCCUUGCAGAACAAUGGUGUUGCACGCCGUAUUUAUGCUGACUCUGACGCUGAUUUGCAGCUGAAGGGAUUCUACGACGAGGUGGCUAAUCCUCUUUUGACAGAUGUGACUAUGAUCUAUGGUGGCGGGGCUAAUCUGACGCAGACCAACUUCAGCCAGUAUUACAGUGGUUCAGAGAUUGUGGUGGCCGGUCAGAUCACUGACAACAACAUUGAAACCUUCUCCCCAAGAGUUGUGGCCAUUUCAAGGAACGCAAGCAUUGUUUUCUCUGAGGAAAAGGGUACCACAGAGUUGACAGAUGACAGCAACAUCCAGAGAGUUUGGGCCUAUCUGACUGUCAAACAGCUUCUGCAGAAAGAGUUGCAGUUAUCAGGAGCAGAGAAGGAGAAAUUGAAGAAUGAGACUUUGAGGCUGUCACUCAAAUAUAAUUUUGUGACCCCACUAACGUCCAUGGUGGUCACAAAACCAACAGAGGAAACCACGGAAGUGCUUGACAAACCCAUUGAAGGACGUCCACAUCGUGGGGGGUUCACUUUCGGAUCGAACAGCCAAAAUGUGGGGACUAGUUUACACAAAUUCAGUGUACGGGGAAGCUAUCCUCGUGCUGGAAUUAGUCACAAGCUACAAAGCAGGCCUAUUUCAGGCGGCAGAAGCGGUUUACCAGGUCUUCCUGGUCUUUCUGGAGCCAGUGGGAGUUCACCAGGUCUUCCAGGAUUUUAUGGCGGCAGAAGCGGUUUACCAGGUCUUCCUGGUCUUUCUGCUUCUCCUGGACUUCAACAUGACUUUCUAAAAGUGGAUGAUGACAUUCAAUUUGUUUCACGAAAAGUUCAUGCUGACGUUCAACCCACAUUUGGAGGACCCAAAUUACUUUUAUUACCGACCUACCCGCCUUCAGUCUAUGCAAAAAAUCACAUCCAGUUUUUGCACCCCGCUGAGGCUCCAGCUAUUUCACUGUGUUUUGGUAUUCCUGGAGAAACAAUACUUCGACUCUUUCAUUUGCCCACUGGAGAUCUUUCUGUAAAUGGUGAACUGGAUACUACAAAAGGCUUCAAGACGAUUGUUGUCCACUUUGAGAAUAAUGGCACGAUUACUGUGAACACGGGCCAUAUAACCAUUGAAUACGGACAGCUAGGACUGAGAGAGCUAUGGAAUGGAGUACCACCAGAGGAGACCACCACUGUCGGAAGCGUGACAAUGAUUACUCGGCACAGAGAAAUUGAUAUCACAAUUGGAGGAAUGCAGUUGAUCAUCUUGCGUCAUACGAUCUCUGGAGACCAAUACCUGUGGCCAACUUUAAAGCAGAGGCCAUCACAAGAGAAUGCUGAAGGAAUCUUAGCACAAAAGCCAGCGGUUUAUGAAGAAGUGCACCAACCUCCUUUUGCACGACUUAAAAUUAAUAACCAGGAAGUUAGUGUUGGCAGUAGAAUGUUUGGUCUUGACAACAGUUUUUCUCCACCUUUGCCGAUGCCUUGCUGGCCUGUGUCUAUUGAGACAGCACUACAAGCACCGUUGGAAAAAUUCAUAAUCAACUCUAUAUAAUGAAGACCCAGGAUUUUGGAUACAUUUAUUUUUAAGUAAGCAUGAUGCAAAGACAUUGAACACAUCAUGAAAAAUAAAGUUACCAAGUGUGUGUGAGUUCAUAA